UUGGUUGGCUGCUGGACGACUGGGGAAAAUGCGGCGAGGGCGGCUUGGGCGAACUUUAUAUAAGGGUAGUAUGACUUUGAAAUUCCGCCACUGGUUUUGAUUAAUGCGGCCGGGACGGAAUUGCCAUUGUGUCGUUUGUUGCUGUCGUUAGUUUUCUUUUUUUAUUUUUUAUUUUUUUUUAUUUUUUUUUUAUUUUUUUGCAAGUGAGCGAGACGAACAAGCCACAUUGAUUUCGCUAUCGUCGUCGACCGAGUGUUUCCAUUCUCUCAUAGAACAGAUGAUUUCCGCGAUUUAAUCGGAAGUCCUAAUCGACGAUAGGAAGAUACAUAUGUCUUUGAAUCUGAGCAUCAGACCGCCGGACGAUGUUUCCAUCGUUGAUGAACAGGGAUUGUCCGAUAUUUAUAUUUUCGCGGCCGUCGUACUCGCUAUCAUCGGCUUCUUCGGAUUCAUCCUGAAUCUGCUGGUUAUUCUGACAGUUGUCAAAGAAGCCAACGUGCUCUGGACACCCAACAAUGUGAUCCUCGUCAAUAUGGUUGUUGGAGAUUUUUUAGUAGCUGCGCUGGGAAAUCCUGUCGCACUGAUGUCUGCGAUCGCUGGUGCAUGGUAUUGGAACCAUAACGUGUGUCUGUGGUACGCGUGGUUCAUGACUACCAUGGGAUUCGCCAGUAUUGGUAAUUUAACGGUAAUGGCAAUAGAAAGGUUUCUGCUAGUGAAAUGUCCAAUGAAGGUGAUAUCAAUAAGACAUGCUUACGCAUUAACGCUUUUGGUUUGGAUAUAUGCGCUAUCCUUGUCAUUACCGCCUUUUUUCAAUUGGGGCAAAUACGGUCUGGAGGCCGGCAACAUAUCUUGCAGCGUGUCGUGGGAAUUACAUGACACUGAGACGCAUAAUGACACUUACAUCGGAUUUUUAUUUAUUUUUGGAUUUUUUCUUCCUUUGACAAUAAUUAUCGGCAGCUACUAUGGCAUUAUAAGAAGCUUAAAGAAAAUGAGGAAGAGGAUUGGUCAAAAUAACAGACGCGAGAGGAAAAUCACUAUGAUGGUGUAUUUAAUGAUCCUUGCUUUUCUAAUCGCCUGGUUACCCUACGCCGUACUUGCACUCGCCGUUCAGUAUUUCUAUGUACAAACCUCCCACAUCGUGGCGGUGCUGCCUGCCCUUCUCGCGAAAUCCUCCAUCUGUUACAAUCCUAUAAUAUACGCAAGUUUGAAUGUUCAGUUCUGUCGUACCUGGAAAAAAAUUUUUUCUAUCAAUACGAAUUCGAGGAUAGUCAAUAAUACAGGAAUAACCACGAUGAAUAAAAUAGAAAUGAAGAGUUUCAAUCGCACGUUAGCAAAUCAAACGGGAAGAUAA
Messenger RNA from Cataglyphis hispanica, 1348 nucleotides. RefSeq names its product rhodopsin-like. Gene Ontology annotation, biological process: G protein-coupled receptor signaling pathway. Gene Ontology annotation, molecular function: G protein-coupled receptor activity. Lineage: Eukaryota; Metazoa; Arthropoda; Insecta; Hymenoptera; Formicidae. The transcript has 6 exons. The coding region runs from base 329 to 1348 and encodes 339 amino acids. The record is from RefSeq and is a predicted model, not a curated record. Gene Ontology annotation, cellular component: membrane; photoreceptor outer segment.